AUGUCCCGCGGUGGGAGGACGGCAAGGGGGCGGCAGCAGCAGCAGCAGCAGCAGCAGGUCCUCAAGACGCAAUUGACGGUGGUAUUCAAGGCGUGCGGGCUACGUCGACGGACAGGAUCAGGAUACGAUAGAGCUCUUUCUCCUGGCUCUGCGUCGUCUGGUCGUCUGGUCGUCUUGCAGGAGAAAAGGGGGGCAGACGGCGUCAAACUGCUGGCACGGCGUAUCACGCUGGAAGAUACAGAUAGGAUGGACAUAACAGGAACGCUGCUUGAUGCUCUACCACAACCCACCUCUACGGCUUCGACUACAACUCGACUCGACUUCACUCUUCAUCUUCUUCCACAGCAGACGAUUGGAGAUCCAACUCGCUUGGCGGCAUGUCUCAUCUCCAUCGCUGCAGCCAAUGGCAUCGGUGGCUAUCCUCGGGCGCAUAACCAUGAGUGGAGGAGAGUUUUUGCCCUAGUGCACCUCCUGUUCAUCCUGACCCCUGGAACCGCAGUCCACUGGAUGGAUCACUGA
Messenger RNA from Trichophyton benhamiae CBS 112371, 519 nucleotides. RefSeq lists its product as uncharacterized. The record is from RefSeq and is a predicted model, not a curated record. The transcript has 2 exons. Bases 1 to 519 code for a protein of 172 amino acids. NCBI's taxonomy places the organism in Eukaryota, Fungi, Ascomycota, Eurotiomycetes, Onygenales, Arthrodermataceae.